AUGAGCCAUCAAACCUUUUUAUUUAGCCCUAAAUUUAGCAAGAAACCAAUCUAUGAUUCACCAACAAAUAAAUAUCAAGAAUUUUCUAAUGCUUAUGUAUAUAGUAUUAUGGUGAAGACAGGAAAUGGUACCCCUAACCGUGCUGAUAUUUGUCGCGAAGCAACACAAGAAUGGAAUAGAAUUAAAAAAAAAAGCACAACAGAAAUUGAUGAAAUAAUCAGAAGAUACCUAAUCACACAAUUUAACUUAUAUGAUAUACAAACAAUGAGACCAAGAUAUCCUAUACCUAGAGAAGACUUGACCCCCCUUCCUACUACUAUUCGUUUGGUAGAACCUACACCGGAAAUUCCUGUUAAUGCAGCAGCUCAAAAAAAGGUAGCAAAUGGAAUAACAAUAGCUGAAAAAAAACUUACUGAAUUUGAGCAAAUUUACAAUUUCACAACUGAUUCUCAACUUCGUCAUGAUAUGCAUAAAAAAAAACAGAAACUGCUUCUUGAAAGUCAAGAAAUAAUACUAUAUGAUAAACCUGGUCGUCCACCACUCCUUUUCCAACAUCCAGAUUUACAUGAUCAUAUUCAUGAUUCAGUUGAGUUUGGAUCAGCUGAUGAAAAACGGCGAAAAGAAGUGGUUAAGGUGCGGAUAAUCAAAAAUUUGCGUAAGAAUCUUGAAGAGAAAUAUAAUGUCUACAUGGCAAGAACAACAUUGAAUAACUACCUGCUGCUUUGUCAAUCCAACUCCAUUGCUCCAAGAGCAGAU
Entrophospora sp. SA101 is the source of this 756-nucleotide messenger RNA. Lineage: Eukaryota; Fungi; Glomeromycota; Glomeromycetes; Entrophosporales; Entrophosporaceae. The record is from the annotation of a GenBank genome assembly.